AUGGUUGUCAAGAUCCGCCUUGCCCGGUUUGGGCGCCGCAACUCGCCUUUCUACAACAUUGUCGUGGCUCAUGCUCGUACCGCGCGCAACUCUCGCCCCCUCGAAGUCAUCGGCACAUACGAUCCUAUCCCUAAGCCCGACCCCUACGACAACUCCGGCAAGCUGCACAAGGACAUCAAACUCGACUCCCAGCGCGCGCGAUACUGGAUCGGUGUCGGCGCCCAGCCCACGGACACGGCAUGGCGGUUGCUAUCCAUGGUGGGCAUCUUGCCGAAGCGGAACUUUGCUCCCAAGGAGAACGAGUCCAAGGGUAGCGUCAAGGCAGGCGAUGUGAGGAUCCGAUAG
Trichoderma citrinoviride is the source of this 345-nucleotide messenger RNA. RefSeq names its product ribosomal protein S16. The record is from RefSeq and is a predicted model, not a curated record. Gene Ontology annotation, molecular function: structural constituent of ribosome. The coding region runs from base 1 to 345 and encodes 114 amino acids. The transcript has 2 exons. Gene Ontology annotation, biological process: mitochondrial translation. Gene Ontology annotation, cellular component: ribosome; mitochondrial small ribosomal subunit. NCBI's taxonomy places the organism in Eukaryota, Fungi, Ascomycota, Sordariomycetes, Hypocreales, Hypocreaceae.